This is a messenger RNA of Dendroctonus ponderosae (mountain pine beetle), 818 nucleotides long. RefSeq names its product eppin-like. Gene Ontology annotation, molecular function: serine-type endopeptidase inhibitor activity. The coding region runs from base 111 to 719 and encodes 202 amino acids. Lineage: Eukaryota; Metazoa; Arthropoda; Insecta; Coleoptera; Curculionidae. The transcript has 8 exons. The record is from RefSeq and is a predicted model, not a curated record.
AUUAUAUUUGCCUAGGGUUUACGUCGACACAAACCCGGCAAAAAUCGCAGUUCGCUCAUCAAAUCGGCUCAAAUAACUUAAUUAACUGGGCACCAACGAAAUCAAAAUCGAUGGUGAUCGCACUUGGGUUCUUUUUGCUCUUCGUCUUGGCAAGUGAGCAACUACAAGCAGACGCUCAUCAGCUUGCAACCAAUGGGAUGGGAAGCACGUGUGAUCCCUACUCUGGACACACUAACGGCUCUGUUGCCUUCAGGGCCCAAUUAGUCGGCCAGUCGACAAACUUCGCUUUACACUCAACAGUUCGCACUACACCAACAGUGGCAGCUAAAUCAAGGUCGAACGUCUUCUUACGGGAAAUCUUGUCGGAAAGUUGCAAGUUCUUGUUCUGGUGGCUGUUAUGUGGGGUCGAGCGCUACUCCUGUCCGGACCAGAAUCUCCGUGAUCCCCAAGUGCCCGAUUCAAACUGUUCAAAGCUCGCAGGAAGGCGGUGUUUGGAUCUUCAUGGUGACAAAGACUCUUCGACAACAAAUAAUGACCUGCCAGAUGUAAUGUGCCGCCUUCCAGAGAUGCGAGGCCAUUGCAGAGCGCUGAUCAUGCGAUGGCGAUACGAUCCAGAGACUGGCAAAUGCGACGAGUUCGGGUUUGGGGGCUGCGAUGGGAACAGCAACAAUUUUCCUACCCGAAAGGCCUGCAUGGACAUGUGCGCAGAGGUGCGAUAAUGGUCCAAUGUGGAGCAACUGAGGACGUUCGGUGGUACAAAUUAUCGACUUAAAAUUGUUUUAUUUAUUUACAAUUGUUAUUGUUUGCAAUAAAAGCUG